AUGCGGGAAGCCAUUAUGAGCUCAGGCUCUGUAGUCUAUGACAGCGACACAGCAAGUGAGGAACGACCUCCAUCACAACCCGCACGAACCAAGAUUCAUGCAAAUUUCCAAGUGGCCCGCCCGGCCCCAAAAUCAUCACUCAGAUUGGCACCAAAGCUCCUUUUACAAAUUCAACAAAUCGCCUCCAAUCACCGUCCAGUACCAGUCAUGGAAAUAUGGCAACCGCCUUUCCGCAAAUCAAAGCUUACUCGGGGAUUUCCCCAGCGACCUAAGUUAAGGUCCGGCGACAUCUACGCCACAACCAAUGAACCCUAUUUUAUGGAUACCAAUGCCCUUCGGGCACAUUCUACCAACUCCGCCUCGCAGGACGAGAGCGAUGGGAGCUGUACGCCGCACAGGGACAUCGUUGCGGCCCUGUGCCAAUGUGCAUCGUCGAGCGCUGAGACGCCGACUUCGUCUAUUCACUAUCGCGAUGCGCGGUCUUGUUGGCAGGGCAGCGCGGGCGUUGCAGGGGUGGAGAAGACGCCAUGUUACCGGUUCACUAUUAAGAAUGAGCAAGAUGGAAACCAGGAUGCUGGAAACCUUGGAAGAAUGAUCUUGCAAUUCGAGAAGCGCAUUUCGACGGGCAAAGAGAAUGGGCCUGAGUCGGAGCAGUUUGUUUUGUUUCUUAUUGAUCGGACGGCGAAGAGAAAAAGUCGUCUGGCUACGAUGACGAGGAGCGGCGUGGAGAUUCUGGUGCGGAAGAGCUCUGUCAUGGAGCAUCUGCAAAUAUGUAUGGAUUUGACUGAUCCUGUGCCGAAUACCAGCGGCGCCAGUGCCCACGAGGCAUUGGAGACAUGGUUGUAUACGCAAGUUCUUACGCUGGGCGUGUGCGUUGCCCAACAAGCGGGCUGGAAUUUCCUGGACAUAUAA
Messenger RNA from Penicillium verhagenii, 912 nucleotides. RefSeq lists its product as uncharacterized. Lineage: Eukaryota; Fungi; Ascomycota; Eurotiomycetes; Eurotiales; Aspergillaceae. Bases 1 to 912 code for a protein of 303 amino acids. The transcript has 2 exons. The record is from RefSeq and is a predicted model, not a curated record.